AUGUCCAAACCUCAAUCAUCAAAUACCAACAACAAUAAUAAUACAGAUUUAAAUGCAACUAACAAAACUUCCACAAUUUCCAAAAGAUCCAAAAAUGGAUGUGUCAGUUGUAAGAAUCUUAAAAUCAAAUGUACUGAAGAGAAACCAUUUUGUGAAUAUUGUGUUCACACAGGGAGACAAUGUAUUUAUUUCCAAAAACCAUCAGUUAAGAUUAAAGUAUUUAAGAAAAAAUUGGGUAGACCAAGAAAGAAAUCUAAGGAGUCUGUUGAUUCAGGUGAAACAGUUGAAAGCAGUGAUUCAAAGGAUAAAAUUGAUAUAAGUUCAAGAAGUACAAGUUCUAGUUCAACACCACCAGAUUUACAAUUAAUAAAUUCAAAAUCAAAUAAAAAUUUAAAUUCUCCACAAAUUCAAUUAGAAAUAACACCAUUUCAAUUAAAUUUAUUAAAAUUUUAUUUAGAAUUUGGUGCAGAUUUUUUUACAUUUAAUGUCUUGGAAAAAACUCAUAAUUUUUGGGAAUUUGAAGUACCUCAAUUAUGGUGUCAAUCAGAUUUAAUUAAAAAUUCCAUUUAUAUGUUGAGUAGUGUUAGAUUAUUAGCAAAUUAUGAAGAAUCUUCAUUUCAAAAUAUUCAUAUUGAAUAUGAUGAUAAUUCAAAUUCACAAAUUGUUAAAAAUUCAUCAUCAAUAAGUUCUUCAUCAAGUAUUAAUUUAUACCAACAAGCUAAACAUUAUUUAAACAAGACUUAUGAAUUAAUGAAUAUGUAUCAAACUAUACUUGGUAAUGGAAUAUCAAUUUUCCAUGAAAAUCCCUCAAAUGAUGCAUUCCAAGAUUCUUCAGAUAUUGUGGGACAAAUAUUAAUUUCAAAUCUUUGUUUAACAGUUGCAUGUGGUAUGUUGUCAAAUGAAAGUGUUAAAUACCCAUUGGAUCCAAAAUUAAAAGAUAUUUCACAUUUUAAAAUGUUUGAAAUGAUUCAAAUUUUUAAACAAUUCCAAUUAAUCCUAAAUUUAAAUUAUUCUUCUUUAAAAAACUCAAAAUAUUUAAAUAUGUUUGGUCAUGAUUAUUCUACCCCGAUACAAGAACCAUUCAUUUGGUCAAUCCAUCUUAGGAAUUAUGUUUCUCAAAACCUAGAUCCAUUAGAUUUUUUACAAAUUAGUUGUUUUAAUUUGAUUUCAAGAAUUGAAUCAUGUUGUCAUAAAGCUAUUCAUCAAUCUUAUCCAAUGGCAUUGAUCCAUCCAAUAAGAGAAGUAUUCCUAGAUGAAGAUUUAUUAACAGCAUUCACACAGGGGAAUAAAGUCGUUGUUAAAAUUAUGUAUUAUCUUUGUUCCCUUUUAGGGAUAUUUGAUUUUAAAUUAUCAAAAGGUUGUACAGUUUGGAAUGAAAUUAUUGAAUUUCAUAAGACAAGAUCAUUAUUUGAACAUGAUGGAAAUUUUGAAGAUGAUUGGGAUGAAAAUGUUUAUAAUACUUUGAUGGCAAGAAGAGAAUGUAAAAUUAUUUAUGAUUUUAAUUUGAUUUUCUUUUUGGGGAAACCUGUUGGAGAUUUUAUGAAUGGGAAGAUAAAAUUAAUAAAGAAGGAUUAUCCACCUGUGUUUUUUUAA
Hansenula ciferrii is the source of this 1593-nucleotide messenger RNA. Its product is annotated as Zn(II)2Cys6 transcription factor domain-containing protein. Gene Ontology annotation, biological process: regulation of transcription by RNA polymerase II. The record is from RefSeq and is a predicted model, not a curated record. Gene Ontology annotation, molecular function: zinc ion binding; DNA-binding transcription factor activity, RNA polymerase II-specific. The coding region runs from base 1 to 1593 and encodes 530 amino acids. Lineage: Eukaryota; Fungi; Ascomycota; Saccharomycetes; Phaffomycetales; Wickerhamomycetaceae. The transcript has a single exon.